GAAGAAGUGUCAUUAAAGAUGGCAAACAUGUCAACACCUGUGGUGAUUGAGAAAUUUGGGGAAGUGGACUUGAUGUACAUCUCUAUCGAGAGCACCAUCGGCCUGGCGUCAGUGCUGGGGAAUGUACUGGUGGUCUUGGUGGUCACCAUGAACAAGGCUCUCAGAGAUCCCACCUUCUGUUUCCUUGUAUCUCUGGCACUGGCUGAUAUUGCUGUCGGCACUCUGGUUAUUCCCUUGUCUGUGGUCAUUAGUCUUGGGCCAGUGACCCCAUUUUACACCUGCGUCUUCAUCUCCAGUCUGCUCAUCAUCAUCACUCAAAGCUCAAUACUGUCCCUGCUGGCCAUCACCAUUGACCGCUUCUUACGUGUCAAAAUUCCCACCAGCUACAGCAUCAUCGUUACACAGAGGCGAGUGUGGAUAGCUGUGGGUUUUUGCUGGAUCCUCUCUUUUCUGGCUGGUUUGGUGCCCAUGGCCGGCUGGCACCAAAGCCCACCUGGAAAUAACAGCACGGCAUCCAUCCAGUGCCAGUUCUCCAGUGUCAUGAGCAUGAAUUACAUGGUCUACUUCAACUUCUUUGGUUGGGUGGUGGUACCCCUGACCGUCAUGAUUGGACUGUAUGCUGAAAUCUUCCGCAUAAUUUCCAGUCAGCUCAAUCGCCGAGCCGCGGCUACUACUACCGACUCCAGCAAGUACUACCGCAAACAGCUGAAACUGGCAAAGUCGUUUGCACUAGUUCUCUUUCUUUUUGCUCUUUGCUGGCUGCCUCUCCAUUGUAUGAACUGCAUUGUGUUUUUUUGCCCUACGUGUAAUGUGCCCAAGAGCGCCUUUUAUGUCGGUAUCUUCAUGUCACAUGGCAACUCCGCCCUCAACCCAUUGGUGUAUGCGUUCCGUAUCCAGCGCGUCCGUGACACAUUUGUCCAUAUCAUACAGCGAUUCGUGCUUUGUAAAACCACCUCAAGCAUCUCAUGCCGGCAUGGUCCUGGACCAGUUACAGAGAAUACACAAGUUCAGAUGUAG
Messenger RNA from Xyrauchen texanus (razorback sucker), 1017 nucleotides. RefSeq names its product adenosine receptor A1. The record is from RefSeq and is a predicted model, not a curated record. The transcript is spliced from 2 exons. Gene Ontology annotation, biological process: G protein-coupled adenosine receptor signaling pathway. Lineage: Eukaryota; Metazoa; Chordata; Actinopteri; Cypriniformes; Catostomidae. The coding region runs from base 19 to 1017 and encodes 332 amino acids. Gene Ontology annotation, molecular function: G protein-coupled adenosine receptor activity. Gene Ontology annotation, cellular component: membrane; dendrite; synapse.